AUGGUGGCGGUUGAUGAAAAGAAGAGGGAUCGAAUGGUGAAAAAAGAUGUGAUGGAAUUUCCUCGAAAUGAUGAUCAUGGAGUGACUGUUGCAUUUUAUGGGAGAGAGGUGUAUGAGGGUGUUCCUAUGGCACAUUUCUCUCCAAAGUCUCCUUUAAAUUAUAAACAGAACAAGGCGGUGGAAAAUAAAUACAAGCUCUUGAAUAGUCCAACAAAACAAGCAACACUAGAUGAGACACAAUCACAAAAGUUUGCAAGUUCAACUAAAGGGGCAACAGAUGGAACAUAUUCUCGUGGUGAGGCGAUAUCAUCUGCUGUGAUUCACGCCGAAGGACUCCGAUCACAUUUGGAACCAGAGUUCCCUAGUUUUGUGAAGUCAUUGGGGUUGCCUGUAUCGUUUUGUAAAAGACAUUUACCUGAUAAAGAUACAACUAUCACAUUAGAAGAUGAAUAUGGUAAAGAAUACAAAACAAAAUACAUUGCAUGUAAGACAGGAUUGAGUGCUGGUUGGAGACAGUUUUCUGCUGUGCAUAAAUUGCUAGAAGGAAGAAACAACAUAGAAUCUGAUGUUGUAGCAUGUAAUAGCCCAAAAAGAAAAAGCAUUAAACCUGUUUCACAAGACAUCCAAAGGAAAAAGAAAAUGAUUGUAUCAAACAUGGAGUCUAAGCCUAAACAAUAUAGAGAGCAAUCUGAAAUUGAUAGCGACGAAGCUUUGUCAGAAAUAUUCGAAGGAUUUAAAAUGCCUGAAUUUAAAGAGUUAAAAGGUUUUGAAAAUUUCAGAAUCAUAGUUGAUGGAAGGCCAAUUGAAGAAGAACUCUCCACAGAAGUUCGAAGCAAGUACUACAGACUAUGUUACAGUCAACAAGUUUUUCUUCAUGACAAUGUCAUCAAAGGCUUGCAUUAUAAGCUGAUUGCUGGAAUUAUAUCCGAAAUUGUUAAUAUUGCUGAUGCAAUAAAAGUCAGUGUGAUAUCUACACCGCGUGUUGAAUUUUCUAAUUGGGAUAAAACAUUGCUAGCUUUUGAACAUUUGGGCAUGAAUGUUGAAUUUUUAAGAGUUCGGUUGCGCAGGCUUGUUAGCAUAGCUUAUGAAACUGGUGAUGCCUCAGAGAUUAGAAGAUAUAUGGCCUAUAGAACUGAACAACACGGUCAGGUAGAGGAUGAAAUAAAGAACAUGGAAACGAAGCUUGAAGAAUUGAAGGAAGCUUGUAGCGGCUUUACUAAUUAUCUCGAGAGUUUAAAGUCUAAAGCUGAAAAGCAUGAACAUAAGUUUCAGAAAGAAGUUGCUGCUAAUUGGUGA
Messenger RNA from Medicago truncatula (barrel medic), 1296 nucleotides. RefSeq names its product B3 domain-containing protein Os01g0234100. Gene Ontology annotation, molecular function: DNA binding. Bases 1 to 1296 code for a protein of 431 amino acids. The transcript is spliced from 6 exons. Lineage: Eukaryota; Viridiplantae; Streptophyta; Magnoliopsida; Fabales; Fabaceae. The record is from RefSeq and is a predicted model, not a curated record.